Asterias rubens (European starfish) is the source of this 1702-nucleotide messenger RNA. Its product is annotated as ubiquitin carboxyl-terminal hydrolase MINDY-3-like. Bases 77 to 1420 code for a protein of 447 amino acids. Gene Ontology annotation, biological process: protein K48-linked deubiquitination. NCBI's taxonomy places the organism in Eukaryota, Metazoa, Echinodermata, Asteroidea, Forcipulatida, Asteriidae. The record is from RefSeq and is a predicted model, not a curated record. The transcript has 12 exons. Gene Ontology annotation, molecular function: cysteine-type deubiquitinase activity; calcium ion binding; K48-linked deubiquitinase activity.
UUGUUGUUGCAAACGGAACAAACGUCAAAAUAAAGUGAAUCGAAAAGUACACUGAAUCUUUGUCCACAGAGGAAUUAUGGCUUCCACAAGUAAGCAAGAACAACAGGAAACAUCGUCAGGAUCAAGUUUAUUAGACGAGGUAGUUUGCAUGACGUGGGGUCCGGAGCUUAAAGAAGAUGUAUUUGCAAGAUGGGGUCAAGGAUUUGCAUUCAGUGAACAUGAACCUUCAGCUUUAUUACAGCAUGAAGGAGGACCGUGUGCUGUUAUUGCUCCAUUACAAGCGUUCAUCCUAAAGGCUCUUCUAUUCCAAGGAGAACCACCAGUGGAAUGGAGAAACCUCAAUGGAGAUCAGUGCCGUGCUCUCCUCCUGGCGGCCAUGACAGAAGUGCUUCAGACGGUCAGUAGCGGGGGAGGAUACUACCUGGUCUUGAAGAACGAUAAACAAGACGCCAUCUUGGAAGAGGGGGCUGUUAUCGAGAAUGUCGUUGAGGCAGCUCAGGGCGAGUUGCACAACCAUAGAAUAUUCCACUCUAAUUUGAGGUUACAACCGUUUGAUUCUAUUGAAGAAGUCAACAGAGGUUUAGAAUCAUCGCACGAAAUGUUCCUUGCCGAUUCGGGUCUUCUGUUGUUUCUAUAUUCUGUACUGUUAACCAAGGGUUUAGAUAAAAUCAGACAGGAGGUUGAAGAUACCACGGAGCCACUCAUUGAUGGCAUCUAUGGACACGGAAGUCAAAGUCUGAUCAACCUCAUGCUCACGGGUAGCGCAGUAUCACAUGUAUUCGAUGACGAGAAGGAGGUUGAUGGUUUGAAAAUGAGGGGAAUCACCAGGCAGACAAACGUCGGGUUCCUAACGCUUCUAGAAAACUUAAGAUAUUGUGAGGUUGGAUCUUUCUUAAAGAACCCAAGGCAACCUAUUUGGGUGUUAGGGAGUGAGACACACCUUACAGUAUUGUUUACUCAGGAGGCCUCUUUAGUUGCGGAGGAAACUGAGUGGGAGAAAGCACAUAGGAUAUUUAGUAUGUAUGACACAGAGUGUAGCGGCUUCAUCACAACUAUCAUGCUGAAAGAGGUAUUGGACGCCCUUGAACUUGCCACCAUACCAGAAUAUAUUGACUUUGUCAAACAGCGUCUGGACCCAGAUGACUUUGGUGUUAUUCUUCUCAACUCCUUCAUGACAGAAUUCUUCCCAAAUAAACCUGAGCGGACUAUUCCAGAAUAUUUUACUAUCUAUCACUACAAUGGAUUGAAAAGAUCUUGUCCAAAUAGACAGGUUGCGUACAUUGAGGGGAGAGCCUCCAUACCCGAUCCUAGUGACUUGACGUGUUUGAGUGACGCAACCCCCAUCAAAUGCUGUCUAAGAACCAAAUGGCCCACCUGCGAGGUUGACUGGAAAGACAACGCAAACCCAUCAAUUAUCUGAGAUUUUAAUCAGGUGCCAAUUCCAUCCAACUGCUAUUAACCAGUUUGCUUUCGAGAAAGAAAAAACCUGCUCAGGGCUAAAAUGUUUUAGGAAAGUCCACAAGACCACUGUUGAUAUAUACGCCACCAACACUCACAGAAACUCAAAUACCAGCCUUUAAACCCACCGCUGUGUGUUGCAAAUAAGAUGUUUACCUGCUGUUGUGUCCUUCGAAGCCAACUGCUUAAAGGCAGUGGACACUAUUGGUAAUUACUCAAAAUAAUUAUUAGCAUAAAACCUUUC